AUGCCAAGCAAUACAAGUAACCGCGUCGGUUCCAAGCACGUGCCUUCUCACUCCCGGGGUCUCAAAAAGGAUGUACCAGUUCAAGGGAGGCAACAGCAGCAGAGGAUACAGCAGGAAUAUCCGCUUGCACAAUGGAAAGACAGGCAGUCUCAUAGUUUCUGGUCUUUUGCCUCAAUGACCUUCGCCUUUGCGAACCAUAUCUGGCAUCACGCCUCUCCUGAACUUCGCCGCAAGGUGGAGGACUUCGCGAAGCCCAGUCGUGGCUUGCUCACUUUCAUUCAAGAUGGGCCUCAGACGAGCAUCAAUGCAAAGCACCGUGAUGCUGAGGCCGGCGAGGGAGUGCCACAGGUGACAACACCAGGAAGCUGCUCGACUAGAGCGCGCUCCUCUGCUUUCUUGUAUCGCUGA
Molecule: messenger RNA, 408 nt
Organism: Aspergillus welwitschiae
Lineage: Eukaryota; Fungi; Ascomycota; Eurotiomycetes; Eurotiales; Aspergillaceae
Exons: 3
Coding region: 1-408 (135 amino acids)
Source: RefSeq, a predicted model, not a curated record